UUGCAAUACGCGGAAAUGUGCAAAGGAGCAUCCCAUUACGGCCUUACCAAGGAGCUGCCACACUUGCAACUACAGAUUUGUGUGUGUGACAGGCAAAAAAGACAAGGGAGGUGGCAACUUCAGGAUGUGAGACAGAAGCAGGGUUCGGCUCGACACUUUGAACGCUCCACGAUAAGAAGCAGAUCUUUUAAAAAGAUAAACAAGGCUUUCAGUGUUCUUCGAAGGACAAAAAGUGGAAGCGCCGUUUCCAACCAGACUGACCGGGAAAGGGAGACUCUUGGAAAUUCUGUUGCCGGAGAGGAAGGUUUUCCCAGAUUGUAUCACCUGAUUCCAGAUGGUGAAAUUACCUGCAUUAAGAUCAACCGUACUGAUCCCAGUGAAAACCUGGCCAUUAGGAUUGUGGGAGGCAGCGAGACUCCUCUGGGUCAUAUUAUUAUUCAGCAUAUUUAUCGAGAUGGGGUAAUUGCCAGAGAUGGAAGAUUGCUGCCUGGAGACAUGAUACUAAAGGUGAACGGCAUGGACAUCAAACACGUGCCUCACAACUACGCGCUGUCGCUGCUGCGGCAGCCCUGCCACGUGCUGCGGCUCACCGUGCUCCGCGAGCAGCGGUACCGCUGCCGCGGCCUUUCCGCGGACACGCGCUGCGCCAGGGACGACAGCUUCCACGUGGUCCUCAACAAGAGCAGCCCGGAUGAGCAGCUGGGCAUCAAGCUGGUCCGCAGGGCGGACGAGCCGGGGGUCUUCAUUUUCAACCUGCUGGAGGGAGGGGUGGCUGCCCGCGACGGGCAGCUGCAGGAGAACGACCGCGUCUUGGCCAUCAACGGGCACGACCACCGCUACGGCAGCCCCGAGAGCGCGGCCCACCUCAUACAGGCCAGCGAGAAGCAGGUUCACUUCCUCGUGUCCCGCCAGAGCCGGCAGCAGCCCCCGGACAUCGUGCAGGAGACGGGCUGGAGCUACGGCGGGCCCCCGCCCUGCCCCGCCGCCCGCAGCAGCCCUGGCAAGAGUGCCUUGCACGCCGUCACCUGCCACGAGAAGGUCGUGGCCGUCCGGAAGGAUCACAGCGAGUCCCUGGGAAUGACUGUCGCAGGCGGAGCCACUAACCGGGAGUGGGAUUUGCCUAUCUACGUGAUAAGCGUCGAACCCGGAGGAGUUAUCAGCAGAGACAGCAGGAUCAAAACAGACUUUAUGGAGUGGCAGCCCUCAGCUUGGGGAGUGCUGGGGGAAAAGCAGCUUCCAGCUCGCAGGUUCCGGGCUCGGGAACGGAAGGCGCCGGCAGGCUGGGUAGCAGCGCGCUGCGGGCGCCCGAACUCGCGUCAGGAGGAGCCGCGGGCAGCGCACGGCCCCCGCGAGGGCAGCGAGUGGUCGCCCUCCUGGGUUAUGUGGCUGGGGCUGCCGCGGUAUUUGUACAGCUGCAAAGAAAUCAUAUUACGGAGAAAUACAGCAGGAAGUCUUGGCUUCAGCAUUGUAGGGGGUUAUGAAGAACAUACUGGGAACAAACCCUUCUUCAUCAAAUCCAUCGUUGGGGGAACACCAGCGUAUAAUGAUGGAAGAAUUAGAUGUGGCGACAUCCUCCUUGCUGUCAACGGCAGGAACACAUCAGGAAUGAUGCACGCCUGCUUGGCAAGGAUGCUCAAAGAACUGAAAGGAAAAAUUACUCUCACUAUUGUGUCCUGGCCUGGCACUUUUUUAUAAAG
Molecule: messenger RNA, 1697 nt
Organism: Tinamus guttatus (white-throated tinamou)
Lineage: Eukaryota; Metazoa; Chordata; Aves; Tinamiformes; Tinamidae
Source: RefSeq, a predicted model, not a curated record